AUGACACCGGCUAGUAGAGUUAAAAUCUACACUAGAACUAUUGACACUUCACUCAAAUUAAAACCGAACUGUCGGUCGCUGCGGUUAGCGUGGCUUUUAUACCGCGCGUAUAAAGUCGAAAACUGUCUGGAGAAAUCUCGAAACCGACUCUGGAAGCUUCGUGUAUCUACCUACGCGAGCAAUCGGAAAUUCGGGACUAUUGCUAUCUCGCUUGCUCGAACAAUAUACCCCGUGGAUAAACCGCCACCGCGCUGCCGUCGUCGCCGCGCCGCCGGCCGCGGCGCUUCCUCAAGAAAACGAAUGUAA
This is a messenger RNA of Pieris macdunnoughi, 306 nucleotides long. Lineage: Eukaryota; Metazoa; Arthropoda; Insecta; Lepidoptera; Pieridae. The record is from the annotation of a GenBank genome assembly.